CACACUAUUUGUUACAUAACGUCAAAUUAAACACCGCAAUCAAGAUGUAGCCAGGGUGAGGUAUAUAAAGUUAAUAUGUACAUAAUUCAAUCAACAACCGUUUCUCAUUAGUCGAAGGUUAAAAACCAAGUAAACAAGCAGGAAAGAUGAAAACUCAAAAUUCUUAGAAUAAACAAAUCCAUUUCGUCAUCAGCGAGUCAAGGAAACCCUCUUGUUCAUGGAUAUGAGUCAUGCAGCUAUUUGCAUAUCGCAUCAUCGAUCGCAUGCAUACCAAUAUUAUGACAACGUCUUUAGCAUUCGAAACGAAAACCGUUGAAGAAACAUGGCACCAAACGGGUUCGAUUUGGAGAAAAUUCGAAGAGAAUUCACGGCAGCCCUUCACGAAGAUGGUACAAUAGAUCUGGACCACUAUUUAUGCGGGCAUUGUGAGAUAACAAGAUUGCUAUCACUCCUGGGUACCGUGUUCGGGUUUGUUGCGUCCGACAUGAAAACCAAAUGCAACAUCAUCGACAGCCAUCGAGAGGACCACCCUGAGGAAUUCACCACCGUCCAGACUAUGAUCGAUUACGAGAUGCGUGAGAACCUCACGGCGCGGAAGGACGAGAAAGGGCGCGACAGCGGCUGCCGGACCUUCCUCCGACUUCACAGAGCGCUCGAGUUCUUCUGCGUCCUCCUCAAGCGACUGAAACCCGCCAAGGGGACAGACCCAACGUCGACUCUCACGUCGAAAACGUACGGGGAAACGCUCGGGAAGUACCACCCGUGGGUCGUGCGGCAGAUGGCGUACCUCGCGAUCAAGACAUUGCCGAACAAGCAGCAGCUCAUUCACCGUUAUUGUUUGCAAGACGCGGAGGAAGCGCAGGCACUAGUUAUACUCUCCCUUCAAGCGAUGGAGGUGGUCUACGACAAAACGCAGGAUAUCUUGGCGCACCACGAUCUACUCAAUUUACCUUAACCCCUUCUAAUAGCCACAAAUUAUAUUUAUAUAAUAUACACCUAAAAGCAACUGAAUAUUAUGGUGGGGAAUAAAAUUUGUGUAAAAUGUCAAUGCCUAGCGUCAUUUUUGCAAGUCUUUUUCCAGUGUCGAUGCCCUCUUCUGCCAAAAAAGAACUUGUACGAGUACUAUUAAUUGAAUUGUUUAUAUUAAGAUUGCAUAUUUUUCACAAUAUGUAAUGUUCAUGUAUGUUGUGAAACGCCUUUUUCCCGUAGACGAUAGAAAAGGGUUUGCCGCACAGACGCAGUUUGACCUUUGACCUUCGAUUGGGGAUGGGCAGUAUGCAUAGACCAAACCCCUUGAGCCUAGCAGUGGCAAGGGAAAAUGAUGUGCUAUGGCAAUGCAAGCUGAAUUCUAUUACGUAGGCUGGUAUGACCAACUGCAAGUGCUAUGAAAUGGUUUUUCUAUCAGACUAUGGAUUGAUUGUUUCUUUUCUUCUUUUUCUUUCAUUGUCCGUAUUUGACACCCUUAUUAUUAUGAACUGUAUCGCACAGAAACCAUACCAGUUAUUGAGGCUUUAUAUACUAUUAUCUUUCAUUGUACCCUAGAGCUAUUCAGAAUUUUGAUGAAAAUAAUGUUCUAUUUUUAUUCUAUUGAACUUUCAUCAAUGCCAACUACCACAUCUUAGCAGCAUAUGCACGUGUUUUACCAAGUUGCCCCCAUAAAAGCAAAAGUUAUUGAAAAAUGAAAUUUUUAGAGAGUAGGUAUGUAUGUAUGUGAAGCCUCAAGUUUUGCAAGCGGUAUAUUCGUCCUGAAGACGACAAGAACACACUUGUCGAAACUUUGAGGUCCUUUUCAGGACCAACAAUGCCCAAGAAAGAUACAUGGUGUACCGUGAAACCUACUACACUAUUCUUCUUCAACAUGGAAACGUUCAGAAGUUAAUAAAGAAUGUAUUUGUCGUGUAGCAAAGAGAGGGAAAAUGAUGCUUCCUUUGUUCCAAACCAAGACAUACUGUCAGCUGAGAAUCUCUUUCUUUGGUCUAUUAAUAGCGUACUGUUUUGUAAACAACUGAAAAUUAUUGGCAUGCUUAAUAAUGCUUACACCUACAUUUAGUCAUUGGUUUUUAAAAUAAGUCACAUACGUGAACCCUAUAGUGCAAUCGUGAAUAGAGGCUUUGAAGUCAAGAUAUUUUCUUUAGUUUAGUGGUUUUGCAUAUUUUUUAAUGAUCAUUAUUUUUAUCACAAAACUAUUGUAUGGAUUAAAUUUCAACUUUUACAUUAGAUAUAGUUUGGUAUGAUUUUUAAAACUACUGUACUAUGAAUUAUUUGGAUAUAAGAGAGAGCCUUCUGAAUCUGACCACUCUUGCAAUGUGAAAAUAUUAAAGGUCAAAUAAUUAUAUGCGUAUACUUUUUGUAGUAUGGACCAUAUAUAUAAUGAUCGUGAUGUAAUGUUGAAAGCCUUUCAAAUCCUUAUUUAUUUAUUUUUUUUAGAAUUUCUAUUUUAAUUGACAUAGUUUGCACUGUACAUUGUAUUUCACUUCGAUGGCACAAUCAUCUGUUUUAAUUACCGUAGUUUAGCAUGACCGCACAAACUAAGAGUUUGAAGUUAAGAAGAAAGAAAAAAUCUUUGUUAAUUACUUAAGAGGAGGCAAAUGUAGACAGAUUUUGGAAUUGAUUAUUUGUUUGCCUGUCGAAUAUUGGAUGCGAUAACUGUCAAACAAAUUUUCCUUCCAGAAUGGAUGAAUGUAAAAUUUUUUCAGAAAACCACCCCCCCCCUUCCAAAAAGGCCUAUUUACGCUCAUAAACAGGUAUGCCUGCCUACAGAAUAAUACAACGGGGAAUACAUGUAAUUUUGCUUUUACAAAUUUGAAUAGCAUUUUUGGUCCUAAGAGAAAAGCUCUCAACUACAUGUAAGUAAUGUACAGUCCUACAGCGUAUGUACAAAUAUGCUAUAAAAAAGACUAAGUUAAAUGCUUAGCAGUCUUAAAAAAAUGUGGAGCAAAUUGCAAUGCGAUAUUAGGAAAAUUACUCCCUGUACAACUAAAUUAUGGGAAUACUGAAUGGUUUGAGGAAGUAUUUUGCCAAUCUGCUCUUCAUAUAUGUUGAGAAAAGGAAGAAAGUGAAAAGAGGUGUUCUUUCCUGUACAUGUGUAUGUGUCAAGAGCAUACGACAUGUAAAUGUGUCAGUCAUUUGUGUGCACAUGUGUGUGUACUAUACACAUUGACACUAAUCUAUGGGUUGAGCUUGGUUGAGCAGAGCAACUCUACAUGUACUUCUUAAUCAGUAUUAAACAGCAUUUUCUAAGAACGUGGAAGAAGAAAUCAGAGUGUAGUUCUAUGUGAAAACAUUCAAAGUAAACAACAUCCUCUAGGGAUUUGGAUGAUCUAAUUGUUUUCUUUUGUUAUACUGCAUUGUCCUCUAAAGAUGUGCGCUGCAUUAUACUUUGUACACAUAUGUAGUUGCUUGCCAAUAGUUUAAACAUUUUGCCAAGUUAUAUUUUUUUUUACAUUCAUGUAUUAUUUGUUACAUUAAUUUGUGUAGAGUAACCAGGCAUACUUAGUGUCUUGUUCAUGUAGCAAUAAUGUGGUUACAUUUUCUCAUU
Molecule: messenger RNA, 3538 nt
Organism: Lytechinus variegatus (green sea urchin)
Lineage: Eukaryota; Metazoa; Echinodermata; Echinoidea; Temnopleuroida; Toxopneustidae
Product: ceramide-1-phosphate transfer protein-like
Exons: 2
Coding region: 323-955 (210 amino acids)
Biological process (GO): ceramide transport; intermembrane lipid transfer
Cellular component (GO): membrane; cytoplasm; cytosol
Molecular function (GO): ceramide 1-phosphate binding; ceramide 1-phosphate transfer activity
Source: RefSeq, a predicted model, not a curated record